This is a messenger RNA of Sporothrix schenckii 1099-18, 426 nucleotides long. RefSeq lists its product as uncharacterized. The transcript has 2 exons. The coding region runs from base 1 to 426 and encodes 141 amino acids. The record is from RefSeq and is a predicted model, not a curated record. Lineage: Eukaryota; Fungi; Ascomycota; Sordariomycetes; Ophiostomatales; Ophiostomataceae.
AUGAACAAGAAAACGGGUGCCGCCGCUACACGUCAACAAGAGCGUGCAGUGGGCAGUCCCGGCACGGUAGAAGAGCAGGCAACAGCUGGUGGCUGCAGCACAUGUCUCUCUGGCGCGGUGGCCAACGCCGCGUCGGAGCGCAAAUCGCGGUGCGCGCAAAUCGUCGGUCCGAUCGGGUAUUCACUCGUGCACGGCUUGGGGGACUCGGCGCAUGAACACGGCACCGCUGCAAAAUGGAUGAACACCGGCCGUUCUCCCCACCGUGUUUACCAAGGUGCCAAGCCGUCCCAGUCGCGUCGCAAACAGAUCCUGCACCAGAUUCUCGUCGUCUUCACGUUUGUCGGCGCCGGGAUAAAUCGCGAGUGGCUUUCGAGGUUCGUCGUUGUGGAAAAUGUUGAGAAACGAGACUCCAAAAUGGAGAGAUGA